Caenorhabditis angaria is the source of this 662-nucleotide messenger RNA. Lineage: Eukaryota; Metazoa; Nematoda; Chromadorea; Rhabditida; Rhabditidae. The record is from the annotation of a GenBank genome assembly.
AUGAACACUGUUAUAUUUUUACUCCUUCUCAUUUUUUGUUCAGGUGGUCUAGGUAAGAUUGAGAAAAAAACCUUUCCAUUUAUUUUCUAAUAUGGAUUAAGGUUUGAAUAAUUGUCCAACUUCUCCAAUUCGCGCAGUUAUUCAAAGAGCAGCUGAAACAACUGAAGAUGCUGUAACUCAAAUGCAAAUGAUUCGGCGGAUUCUUGAAGAUAUUUAUGGUGGAACUUGGGGUGUUUUAGUUAUCCGAAAUCCAUCUUUAGUUUCAAAAGAAGUUCAUUGGACCUUCCCCGAUCAUACAAAUGAAGAUGGAAGUGCCGCAUUUUGUCUAGCUGUAGUCAAUAAGUAUAUCAUUGGUUACUGUAGCUCUGAUAAUUCUGUUUUUUUUUAGAUGGCAGUAUAAUGUUUUCCGAACUGGUCAAAUAGAUUCUCCACAACGAGUCACGAUUGAAUCAAUGAUUCAGAAGUUUACCUCGGGAACACUUCCAAAAGUUGGAAAACUUGGAAGUAAGUCGACACCUGGAAAUGGAGAAAUGAGAGAUGAAAUAAAACGAAAACAAGAGCCAAAAAGAUAUUCGAUUGGAGAAUUAGAUCGAAUGUUGAUUGGAGUUCUUGAUAAUCCACGAAAAGUUCGAGUCAAUCGAUCGCCAAAAUUAAUUCAAUGA